AUGGCUACCCCUAGUGUCCUCGCUUUUGACGCUGAGGGUCGGGCCAUUGACUUUGACGUCUGGGUAGAUGACCUGCAGCUUUUCCUACAGUGCGAUAGGGCAGACGGUCUCUCCCUCUUUGACCUCACCUCUGGUGCCUCUCCUGCCCCUGCUGCUGAUGCCGACGCCACUGUUCGCUCACAGUGGGCCACACGCGAUGCUGCUGCACGUCUUGCUGUGCGUCGCCACCUGCCUACCUCUGAGCGUGCGCACUUUAGCCAGUACAAGAGUGCUCACACCUUGUACGACGCUGUAGUUGCGCGCUACUCCUCCCCUGCCACUGCUGCACUGAGCCACCUCAUGCUACCGUACCUCUUCCCUGACCUUGCUGCCUUUCCCACAGUCGCUGACCUCAUUACGCACCUCCGCACUAGUGACACUCGCUACCGCGUUGCGCUUCCUGCUGAGUUCUGCGCCAAGAACCCCCCCCCCAUGUACAACACCCUCUACUACAUAGUCACCCGGCUCCCUGACUCCCUUCGCGUAGUCAGGGACCACUUCCUCUCAGUUUGCCCCACCACUCUCACCGUUGACCUCCUCGAGAAGGCCCUCCUAGCAGCAGAGAAGAGCAUAGUCGCUGUAGGAGCCUCUCGUGGUGACCCUCGCACCCCCGUCUUUGAGGGGUGUUCCCCCUCCCCCCUUUUGCCCUCUGUUGCCUCUGCUGCUGCGGCCGACCUCGUUGGUUUCGAGUCGGUCGGUGCUGCGUCUGCCCCGAGCGGGAGACGCCGCACCGGCAAGGGCAAGGGGGGCAAGGGUGCUGGAGGGGCUGGCGGGGGUGGCGGAGGUGGCGGUGGCGGCAGUGGAGGGGGUGGGGGUGGUGGUGGGAGUGGUGGCGGGGGUGGAGGUGUCGGUGGCGGCAGUGGAGGCGGAGGCGGCGGCGGCGGUGGCGGUGGGAGCGGAGGUGGCGGAGGUGGCGGUGGUGGAGGAGGCGGCGGCGGAGGAGGUGGAGCUGGUCGGGAUGGCGCUGCGCAGAGGGUCGGCUCCGGUGGUGGUCAGCGCCAGCAGCAGCAGCGGCAGCAGCGCACUCGUGACAUCCCCCCCCCUCAGCAGCUCCGUGAGUGGUACGCUGCACGCCAGCGGGGUGGGGGUACUGGUCCGUGCACCUACGUCCUACGCACCGGCAACCGCGCGGGUGAGCAGUGCGGGGGUGCGCACUCCACCCAGCGCUGCUUUGGCCGCCUGACGGACGCUUGGUGUCACCAGUUCCCUGAGGCCACUGAGAUCCCCCGCUGGGGCGAGCCGUCUAGGGCGGGUGUAGCUGUCUUUGACCUUGACUUUGAUGCUAUUCUUGCUGCCAUGUAUGCUGUGACUAUUAGUGAUGAGGGUGACUGUUACCGGUGUUUUCCGCCCGACCCGGGCAUUGAGACUGCUGCUCUAGGUACUGGUGAGGCUGCUGCUCUAGGUGCUAGCGAGGCUGCUGCUCUAGGUGCUCGUGCGUCUGCUCCCUCAGGUGCUGGUGAGUCUGCUCUCUCAGGUACUGCGUCGGCUUCGGCCUCCCACACCUUCACCCUUGACUCGAGGGCUUCUCGCUCCUUCUUUCGAGACCGCACCACACUCACGCCGCUUGGCCGACCAGUUGCAGUCUCUCUGGCAGACCCCUCUGGGGGUCCUGUCCUUGCUCACUUCUCCACUGUCCUCCCGUGUCCGGCGGCCCCCUCUGGCACCCUGUCUGGUCUUUACCUCCCCUCGUUCUCUACGAACUUGGUGAGUGGUGCUGCCCUACAGGAUGCGGGGGUUCACCAGUUCACUCCUGCGAGUCAGCGGGUGACCCACUGCACGGACGCUCGGACAGGCCGACACCUGGCCACGUUUACACGUCGGCCGGGGUCGAGCCUGUACACACUGACCACUGCGUCUCCUCCAGUCACUGCGUCUGGUCAGGUAGCUGCGUCGGGUCAGGUGUUUGCUGCAGCGUCCAGGUCUGGUCCUGAGUCUGCCCCCUGUUCGUGUCGCCUCCUGUCGCACGAGACUCUCCUCUGGCACCACCGCCUUGGUCACCCCUCCCUGCUUCGUCUCCGAGGCAUGGCCUCCCGUGUCCUUGUCUCUGGUCUUCCCCGGUCCCUCCCUCCCCUUCCUCCGGGGCCCGGCCCUACCUGCGUCCCUUGUGUCGAGGGGCGGCAGCGGGCUGCCCCUCACUCCUCCCAGUUUCCUCCGACAGAGGCCCCGCUGCAGACGCUUCACAUGGACGUGUGGGGCCCGGCCCGCGUCCGUGGACAGGGUCACGAGCGCUACUUCCUGCUGGUGGUUGACGACUACUCGCGUUACACCACAGUCUUCCCCUUGCGCAGCAAGGGUGAUGUCACUGAGGUGUUGAUCGACUGGAUCCGCGCAGCUCGUCUCCAGCUCAGGCAGAGCUUCGGCUCGGACUUUCCUGUUCUGCGUCUGCACUCUGACAGAGACCUUCACGCUUCCGGACUCUCCACAGCAAAAUGGGAUUGCUGA
Molecule: messenger RNA, 2481 nt
Organism: Closterium sp. Naga37s-1
Lineage: Eukaryota; Viridiplantae; Streptophyta; Zygnematophyceae; Desmidiales; Closteriaceae
Source: the annotation of a GenBank genome assembly